Mugil cephalus (flathead mullet) is the source of this 5914-nucleotide messenger RNA. It is a transcript of the gene vps37d, whose product is annotated as VPS37D subunit of ESCRT-I. The record is from RefSeq and is a predicted model, not a curated record. Bases 126 to 1055 code for a protein of 309 amino acids. Lineage: Eukaryota; Metazoa; Chordata; Actinopteri; Mugiliformes; Mugilidae. Gene Ontology annotation, cellular component: ESCRT I complex. The transcript is spliced from 4 exons. Gene Ontology annotation, biological process: protein targeting to vacuole; protein targeting to membrane; ubiquitin-dependent protein catabolic process via the multivesicular body sorting pathway.
AGUGCGACCGUUGAAGCGAUUGGCUCCGCGUGCGUUCUGAUCGCGGCGCAUUCCAAUGUGAGCGAGAUGUAACCGCUGGACUUUAUGUCUCCAACACGUCCCCGGCUGAGACUUAACCGGAUAAAAUGUCCAACCUGAAGGAGGCAAACUCUUGUCCCGACGGCUACAGGGCUCUGAACACGAGUGAGCUGCGGGAGCUUCUACAAAACGACGACAAAAUGGACCAAAUCAUUCGACUCAAUGAGAAGUUUCAGGAGCUUCAAGUGGACAGGGAGAUGCUGCUGACCACCAACCGGAGCUUGGCCGAGGAGAGCCUUGCCCAGCGACCCCGCCUUAAUAACGGCAAACUCCAGCUGGCGGAGAAAUACCGGGAACUGUCCAACCUGGCAACCACAUGCUGGGAAAAACAGAAUCAGCUUGGGCCCCACGUCCAGAAACACAACCUGCAGACGGCGCAGAACCUCCUGCAGGAAGAGGUGGCGCGCGCCGAGGAGCUGUCAGAGGAGCUGCUGGAGAAGUUCAUGGAGGGGAACGUGAGCCUGGAUGCGUUCCUGGACUCCUUCCAGAGCUCCAGGAAGACGUACCACGUCCGCCGGGCUCAAGCGGAGAAAAUGCAGGAGAUCGCUCAAGCCAAGAAGCAGCCGGGCAAAACCAAGCGAGCGGAGGAGGAGGAGGAGAAGAGCAAAGUCUCCGAGGUGAAGAAGGGCUCGGAGCAACCUCAGGAGCCUCAGCGGCCCAACGGCUUCGUGGCGCAGGGGCCUCUCAGGGUGUUCCAAGUCCGCUACGGCCUCACGCCGGCCAUCCUCCUCCCCCAUUACCCCGUGUCCCCCCCUGCUUCAGCUCCGAGCCAUCAAAGUAGCAACCCUCUCCCCGAACCCCACCUAGGACAGACCCACAUCCUCAGCCCCGGCGCCCCGCUCCCGGGACACGGCCAGCCGGUCGGCCUCAGGGUCAUCGGACAGCUAUCGGGCGGCUGGCCGGCCAACGGGCGGCCGGUCCGAGUGCAGCAGCUUUACAGGCCGAACCCCCAACAGCCCGAACCGCCGUACCGAUAAACCGGAGGGGGGGAGGAGGAGGAGGAGGAUGAAAAGCCGACUUGAGAGGUCUUCCGUGGUCAGACGUGGAACCAAACGGUGGCUGUCACACAAUCAUGUACGCAAAGACUGAUGCAGAGACAGGCGGCGCUGCGGACGUCCAUUUCUGUUCUCCAUCCAUGAUACACAAAAUGUAACCGUCGAGGGGAAGACGAGCAGAGGUAGAGGCGGCGGAGGCAGGCAGGUCCAGGGAUGGGUUGAGAUGGUCGGUUUCGCUUUGACUCUGGCGAAUGAGUCCCUCGUACGUCCUCGAAUUCCUUUUUUAUCAGUGUAGAAACGGAAAACGUCCUCUUACUUUUGUUUUUCGGUGAGGUCGCUCCAUAAAAGGCCUCUCCUCGUUUUAAACUUCCCGUUUCAGCCGCAUGUUCAAAGCGAGGUGCGUUCAAGAGAUUCAGGAAGGAGGCUUGGUUACGAGCAGGUUUCAUUCACGAAAACAUUACAAAAGAACUGGAAUGCACCUAUCAGCCAAAACAUUAAAACCAGUGAGGUGAAUAACGUUGAGGAUUUUGUUAUGAUAUAAUGUUCUUCUGGGAAACCUGGCCAUAGAGUUACUUUGACACAUACCGCAACCCGAAUAUUGUUGGUCCGAUAAGGGACAAGUAAACACUUGGCCAUCCACGUGUAGUCUUUCUGGAGUCUGUCAAAGUCAAACUUGCCAAAUGACCAAGUGCACAAGACCUGGGAACCAAGAGCUGCAGUUUCUGAGAUGCUCUGACCCAUUUGUCCCUCGUCAAAAUUAGUUUCUUACUUCUAAUACCGUCAAAAUGUUCGCUUGGUGCCAUGAAGACGUGAUUGUCAUUAUGUUUUGGCUGUUUACUGCAUUUAUGUUGUUUGUCUAAGUUAUUGUCACAUGAUAUGAGGAUCCUCUUUAAACUUAUUCAGAUUCAGGUCAAAUAAGUGAUUCAAUUCAUACCUCACUGAAGGUUUGUGCCACAAAUUCUCAAAAAGUUUGUGCAACUUAAGGCAAAACGUGUUUAGUGUUUUUGAACAAUCCCUCUUCCAAGUAUUUAGAGCGAGUAGCUGGUGAAGUCCAGCAGCUCUCAGCUGUUAAUUGAAUGCGUCCGUUACAUUUUAAUUAACAUUUCCAAAGUUACCCUGCUGCCGUCAUGUUUAUUAAUAAGGCGGCCAGCGUUAAUACCGAGCGGGUUGAGGAGAUAUAAACCGAUUCAGUGCUUGAUUUCAAUAAACCACCAUCGACGCCCAUCCCUGGUUAGUUUAAUUAUUUUAUUAGUAUUCUUUUAUAUUUUACACAGCUGGAUGUGAAGCACAGGGUUGUGAAGCACAUCUACGGCGCGUUGGGGAGGAAGAAAGAAGGAUCUCAUUGUUCAUUCGAUACAACCGAGGACUGAUGGAGGCUUUAUGAGACACCGGGAGUCAUCAGAGUGAACGAUGACGUCAAUAAAACGGUGUUUGAUAUAAACUAACGUUAUAAAAUAAAAGCAGUGACAUUCGUUCUUGGACUCGUUCAGGAAAUCGUGAACGCUGAUAUUCCAUCACUGCCGAAACAAAGACACUGUAGAGGCUGAGCAGGUGUAUUUAUUAUAAUUCCCAGACCAAUAACCUGUCAAUAUCAUUUGCAGCGUCAUGUGACUCGCAGACGAACGCCCGAAGCCUUCAGCCUUUUUCUCGUGCGAAUUCAUUAGCGGCGUUUGCAGCUCGCGUCGGUGAGCUGGUUUAUUUAUUCAUGUAAAUCCUAUUUUAAAUGGCUGACUUCAAAGCUUCUUGUUUACUGUGCUAAAUGAAGAGCUGCUUCUCCUUUCAAAGCAGACGGUGUUUUUAUUUCCCCCCCCCCCCCCUCGAUCUGAGCUGCAGAGUGCGGGGAAUUUAAUCUCUAUGAGAAUGCCAGGGCUCUCCGAGCCCACGAUCCAACAGGAAGAGGAGGAGGAGGUGGAGGAGGAGGAGGAGGUUUCCUUCUCGUUUUCUCCUUUUUACUCAUUAUCUGUCCUGCAGCAUUUUAAAGGGAAAAGCUUUGGAUUGUGGCCAUAAUGGUUCUGCUGUCGAACAUACGUUUCUCUCAUUAAUAACUCAUAAGUGCAUGCUUACUAUAGCCUGACCAAGUACAUGAAAAUGCCUUUUACAGGCCGGUGCCCAGUUCCAUUCAAAAAAAAGGGAGAAAAAAAAGCAUUUUUAUAGUUUUAGCCAUCGUUUCUGUCAAAUAACAUUCAGAAAGUUGACUGCUGAGAUCUGUGAAUGCAUUUACGCUCUCCUGCCAGUUCAUUAGGUACACGAGGGAAAACAAGUACAUUCUAAUGUAACAGUCCUGCACUGAAUCUAAUCCUUGUGAAGAUAUUCAGCGUUUGUGUAAAAUAACCCAGAAAGCUGCUGAUUCAGCUGUGUUUUCAUUUUGGAGGCUGAUGUUUGUUGUAUUGUUGAAUUAUAUUGUCUUGUACUGACACAUGUUCCGAUUAUUUUUGGGCAACAGAAACUCUUUGUUGUUUAGUUCAGACCAGUUGAACGACACCACGAACUACAUCCUCCAGAAAUGAUUGUACAGUUUAAAUACGCCCUUUCUGACUCUGUUAGACGUAGGGCCAUCAAAAUAAAUGUGUUGAUAAUGUGUUAACACUCCUAUUUUGUGCAAUGAGCACGUAGUUUGGACAUCAGGAAGCACUCGAGUAGCAGUGACCCUAUGGAAAACGAUCAGAAUCUGGAGUGCAAUUGUAGUAAAUAUGCAAGAAUACGGCCAGAAAUCCCCAAAUUAUCUGCAUUUACUGAGACGUGGACUGAACAGGGAACUUUAUGAGCAGCUGAUUUGUUGUUAACGGGAAUAAAGGCAAGAAAAAUAUGCGUAUUGACAUGCAUGACUUAUUAGAAGAAAUUUCUUGGUUAAAAUACUAGAGACACGAGGGUGUCUUUGCUGAAAGGUUUGUGUUUUCAUCCCUGUAAGUAAAACAGCAAAUCACCUGGAAUCUAAAUGAAGCAGCAAAUUCUGAGCCCUCAUCAGAAACUCAUAAAAUUUAUACUUUCAUGAAUUAUCGGUCAUUCUGUUGGAUACGUCCACUAUUGUCUAGUGAAAAAAAUGAAUAAAUCUGGCAAUAAAAAAAAAGGAGGGGGGCAAGAAGUGCGAGCAACCAGGAGGGUUUUAAACUAGUGCAUGACAUGAUUUCUUUUUGCUGCCGGCUGAUUUGCAUAUUCACGGAUCUUAUUUUGGUGCAGUGUUGUUAUGAUAUUAAAAAAGAAAAACAGGCGAAAGAUGGCUAAAACAUGAAUAAUGAUAAGACCUGACCUUCCUUUUAAAGUCUGAUUUCAGAUAUAUUUCACAAAGAAAAUGUAAAAAUACAUCUGAGAUUCAUUUUUUAACAUUUUUUUUUUAUUAACAGAAGUUAUCAGUGUUUCAACUCCUGCAAUGUUUGACGUUUUAAAGGAAAUAUGAUCAGUGGCUUACACCACAUUGUGUUUAGUGCUAGCAGCGAUUCAUAUUUGGCAUAUUUAAGCAUAUUUCCUGAAAAGCUUGGACUCUGGGAACUCUCUCUCUCUAUUAUUUCUUUUUUUUUUAAUGUAACUGGGCACCGGCUCCAACCAGACAUGUAGUUCUGUGUCCACUCAGGGUCUUGGAGAAGAUGAAUUAGUGCUUCUUCUCACCGCGUAGCACAGAUGGACCCGGGAUGACUCAGAGUUCGUAGCCAUGGACUCAUGUCGUGCCCCUUCAGAGGACACUGUAACCAUCAAUCACAACCGAAUCGCCUCCAAACCAUAAAAUGAUGUUUUUAUUUUUCAUCAGCGUUUUAUUCGCGCCCGAUGAUUCGUGUAAAAAAAAUUGGGAUUUCCCCUCACAACGACGUAAAGUGCUCGUGAUUUCGUUUAUGUCGUGCGUCUCUUAACUAGGGCUCAUCCCAUCUGUCUCCACACAGGGGAGGGCAAAGACACGAAAAAAAAAAAAAGAAAAAAGAAAAGAGCAGUGAUUAAGCAGAUAAGUGAAUGUCGUUUUAGACUUUAAAUUUAAUGUGCAGCUAAAUGCCCUCAAACCUUUUUUCGGCCGAUUUUCGCGCUGCUGCGUCCUCGACGAGGAAGAAGAAGCCGCUGCUGCAGGCUUUUCCUGCCGGAUAAUUAUGCACAAUGUCAAAUCCGAUCAGCGCUGCCGAGAGUGGAGAUGAGCUAAUAAUAUCCGAGUUGACUCGUGCGCGUCCCCACAUCAGCUCAUGCUACUCUACAGUACGUGCGACCGGACGCACGUGGCUGUCAGAAGCCCUCAGAGUACGUCGACAUCUCGACCAGAUUAAAUAACAGCAUGCCUCUACUGUUGAAUGCGGUGUGGUUUCUUUUUCUGUCAUUUUGGGACAUCUUUUCAAAAAAAAAAUAAAACGACUGUUUACUAAACUGCUGGUGCUCAGUUGAUGAAUAAGACUCUUUUUUUUGUGAGUACAGUGACGAGCAGCGGAGCUCGUACUUUCCAACCCAAAACCACAGAGAUUUGUUGUAUUUUCCAGCAUCUUUUGCCGAAAGGCAAAGAAAAUCUGGAGAUGCAGCAAUUUGUUUAAACGUGGAAAUGUUUCUGAUACAGUCCAGUUACUCACUCUGUCAGCAGCAUCCGAACUUAAGCUCAAACUGUUAAUAAUGAAGUCGAGUGCUCCCAAUCAACACAAUACAUUAGUAUGUUACAAAUGCACAGAAGUCAAGUGUACCUCAGCUGCUUAAGAAGAUGAAGAAGAAGCGACAACUGAAUCCAAAGAUAAAUGGCUCCCAAUAUGUGGGAGUAAGGGCCCCUCAAGGCGUGGCAGGAUUCAUUUAAGGGGUCAUCAGUUGUAAAAAGAAAAGUUUUAAAAUGUACAUGUACCUACUUGGCCUCUCUCUUGGGGAAAAAAAUAAAAAAUAAUAACAGA